Messenger RNA from Magallana angulata, 3588 nucleotides. Its product is annotated as glycine receptor subunit alpha-2-like. Gene Ontology annotation, cellular component: neuron projection; synapse; membrane. The record is from RefSeq and is a predicted model, not a curated record. The transcript is spliced from 8 exons. NCBI's taxonomy places the organism in Eukaryota, Metazoa, Mollusca, Bivalvia, Ostreida, Ostreidae. Gene Ontology annotation, molecular function: chloride channel activity; extracellular ligand-gated monoatomic ion channel activity; neurotransmitter receptor activity. Bases 101 to 1273 code for a protein of 390 amino acids. Gene Ontology annotation, biological process: regulation of membrane potential; signal transduction; chemical synaptic transmission.
UCCUCCGUACUGUUGGAGCAAUUUGUCAAGCCCUUUAAAAUCCUGUAACAUUAGGCGCUGAUUCCUUAUCACAUCGAUCCGACAAGCAGCCACUACAGGGAUGAACAUUCUCUUCACCAGUCUGUGGACUGUUCUUUUGCUAGGUCGCAUGGUCAGGUUACAACAGCUGCAAAGAAGGGAUAUUUUGAAUUAUCUGCUGAACAGCUCAGCGUAUGACGCUCGAAUUGCACCUGACUACGAAAAAGAUGUUGCUACAGAAGUUGAUGUCCAGCUUUUUGUUACAAGUAUCGACUCCAUUAAUGCUAUAUCCAUGGAUUACUCAAUGAACGUUUUUUUGCGACAGACAUGGAGAGACUCUCGCCUCAACUUCUCUCAUAUCAGCAACAUCAGUGUCCUAGAACUGGACCAGAGACGUAUCGAUGACGUGUGGGUCCCAGACACCUACUUCCAGAAUGAGAAGAGUGCCAGCGUCCACACCGUCACAGUCCCAAACAAACUUCUCCACAUCUACAACGACGGAUUCGUUAUCUACAGCAUCAGAUUAUCAUUAACUCUGUCUUGUAUAAUGGAUUUACGAUUUUUUCCAAUGGACGACCAGACCUGUUCUAUUUUUAUGGAAAGCUAUGGUUACUCUAUAGAAAAUGUUGCUUUGAAGUGGAAUCCCGAUGACCCGGUUAUCUUUGGGCUUGACGAUAACGACGAACAAACCCUACCGCAGUUCUAUUUCUACAAACCUUUGGAAACCAAGGGCUGCUCUACAGUCAACUCUUUUAAUACGGAGUUUUCCUGUCUCGAAGCCAAACUGUUUUUUCAAAGAAAUUUGGGAUUCUACAUGUCACAAGUGUUUAUUCCAAGCAUGAUGAUUGUCAUCCUUUCCUGGAUCUCGUUUUGGAUUCACGUGGAUGCUGUUCCCGCAAGAGUUUCGCUCGGAGUCAUUUGUGUGCUCACCAUGACAACGCAGAGUUCCGGUAUACGGUCCUCUCUUCCGGUUGUGUCUUAUAUUAAGGCCAUCGAUAUUUGGAUGGCUGUUGGACUUUUGUUUGUGUUUGCCGCUUUACUUGAAUAUGCUUAUAUAAACGUACAAACACGAAAACAUCGAAAACAAACAAAGGACAAUGAGAGAGAUAAGAAGAGCAUGCAGAUCAUGGAACCCCAAACGAAGACAGAUUUCAUGGACCGAGCUCGACGUGUUGAUAGAUUGUCCAGAGUUGUCUUCCCUAUCUGCUAUGCUGUCUUCAAUCUUGUUUUUUGGGUUGUUUAUCUUUCAAAAUAAUUGAUUUUAGUUUUCCCAGUGAAACGGUAUCAAUGUGUUUCUUUUAUUGCUUGAUAUUUCUUACUGGAUUACAUAUACUAUGUUGACUGUUAUUGUCAUUAUUAACAUUUCACACUUAUCGAUAUCAGUUUCAGCAUAUCUUUCAUUGUAAACUUUCAAUAAUGCGCACGUGAUUGUGUUAAGUUGGUCAUUUAGGCUUUCUGUGGAGAUGAAAUGUAUCUUUGGUUUCUUUAUAAAUCUAAUUUUGGCUCACACACCGCCUAAAACGUUUUGCAUUGAAUCAACUGUGUUUGUGAUAUAUAUUUCUUUCCAAGCAUUUGUGUGGUUUUAAUUUGCGCUAUAAUGAAUGUUGAUAAUGUUGAUUGAAGUUGUCUAAGAUUGACCGUUUCAGAGAAAGAAUCAUGUGCAUCAGAAGUUACCGCUAUACUAACAAGAUAGUACAGUGUCCUAUGGAUGCCCUAACUUAAUUGUUAAUUGCAGAAUUUUAAUACUCGAUUAAAGUUCCAUCAAAACAAACAAAUUGUCACUUCGAACAAUGGAACAUCUUGUACACGUAAUUUGUUUCUGCAAUCGAACUAGAUUUCACUUGCAUAUGACGAAACAGUUUGCACAAUUCGUUUCUAGCUACUACUUUGAAAGUGAAAAGCCAUUGACUGAGGUCACUGAUCUGAUAUUGACGCGUAAAAUGCGAGCAUAUAGAAAUGAGGCGAUAAUCGAGUAAUAUUUAUGGUAGAUGUAUUUGGUGCCACAUGGAUAAUUUUUAUAAUUGGUGGGAAGAGGGGAAGAUCAGGUGAGAUCUGCUUUGUGUCGCCUGUUGUUUUUUUAAAUUGAAUGAGUCAUAACAAUAUGAACACACUCGAUUGCCAUAAGACAAUUGCUGUUGUAGCUUCUUUCAAAUAGAAUUAUAUUUACGUCAUAGGGAAAUAUAUAUGUACAAACAAAGCAACUUUUUCUUUGGGAUAUUUCUAGAAACUACAACACCUAUCGAUCAUAAUUGACAAUACAAAUUAACCAAAAUAUAAUCAAAGUUUCGUUUAAACAAAUCAAAUCGAUUUUUUAAUAUCUCAGGGUUACAAAAGACAUCGCUUGAGACGUUGUUGUUUUCUGAUAAAAAUAAAAUCAAUAUUUCUAUAUUUCAUACUCUACAUAAAUGCAACUGUUAAGUGUUUUCUCACUACCUUUUUGUCUUUACAAAUAAACUCUUUAAUUGAAUAUGUUGUAUACUUGACAGAUAUAUGACAGUAACAUCAAACAUCAAUCCCUUUCAUUGAACAUUUAUUUUUCAAACAAUUGACAGAAAAAAAAUUCUAUCUAUAAUAAAUAAAAUACUUAAGGAUGUUUAGUUGUCAACAGAUUAACCAUAAUGUUUACCUUAAAUUUAAGAUAUGAUUUGUUAAGCUCUAAAAUAUUUUAGCUAGAUAAGAAAAAUCGAUAUAUAUAUAUAACCUCAUUUUGGUUAUUUCCUAUAUUUUUUAUAUUUUAAUGUAUAUCAAUACAGCCUCGAUACAGUCUUAAAAUUGACAUGACUAUCGAGCCCGAUUAAGUAAGUUAAUGAAAUCAGGUCAAUUGAAACGUUUAUAGCUUCAUAUAGAACAUACAAAAUGGCAUGACUUUAAACUUUGAAACGUUUGAUAGAUUCAUCUCUUUGAUCGCAUCUGUGAAGAUCGGCCAGGCGUUGAAUAUUUAAUCAACUGACGAACAACGUUCACGCCUUUUAUUAAACUCGUGAGAUGGCGGAUAUUUCAAUGACUAUCACCCUUUUAAUGUGGUUUUUUACGCAGGUCAUUUUGAAUUUAUGUAUGUAGAUUACUCUUACUUUUAUUCAUAUUUUUUUGAUGUAUGAACUAUUUUUGUAUCACCGCUUUGAAACUAUUAUAUGCACAUUUUGUCAGGAAUAUGAUUAAAGAGACAGAACAGCUGAAAACACAUACAUUUCACAUACAUUAUUAAUGUAAUUAUGAGCUUCCGAAAAUUAAAGGGGUCGUACAAACUGGAAUAAUCUUAUAUCGUUUAUUUGUACCAUGUUGAUUUUGAUUGACAGUAAUUGACACGUGCUGAAAACUACAAGACCUUCGCCUGACUGUGGUCAUUAUGGUAUACGAGGUAAAGAAACUCUCUUAACGGAACACAUCAUCACUUUCUGAAUAAAUAAAUUAUUAAUUGUUUACCAAUUUUAAAAUGAACGGACAUAGAUAUGUCAAAUAACCCUUCAAGGGGCCUCACUUACAAAAAUGAAUUUAGGUUGUAGCAACUUCUAUGAUAAACACGCAAAAUACAUGCUUACAAAAUAAUAAUUGUGGUGAUUUUUAAAACGU